GUUUUUUCAAAAUUGGCCUGUUUCCAUUCAAGAAAUUUAUUUUUGUAAUUCCAAUUUCCUGGAUUACAUGACCAAAACCUGUGAAAGGUCCUUCUGUUUUUUAGUCAGAUGGGCUCAAAAACCAAACUUUUUAAAAUUCAUUCAGCAUGCUAUGAGAGGCAGGGAAGAUUUGGUCAAGAGAUGAUCUUGACCAAAUCUUGCUUUGCUCAAACUGUUCUGCAAAACAGCUGUGUUCCCUGUCGAGCUUUUCGUCUUUUGAAGUUUUUAACAACAGAUAAAGCAACUUUUACACACUUGCAUCUCAAUUUUUAGUGACUUUGACCAUUAAAACCCAAACUAGUUCCCCCAGUUCUUCAUGCAAAUACAACUAAAACCAGAUAUUUACCUAGUCGGAAUAAAAAGACACAUGCACCUUUCUUUAAAAUCGCUGUCUGAACAUAAAUUAGAUCAAACUUUUCUGGCUUUAGGUCAGUUAAAAUCGCCGAAAUGAUUCCUAUUUCCUAAAAUCAACAACAAUGAGAAUAUGUCAGAUUUAUUGUCUCGAAAAUGAGAAGUUUACAUACAAAAUGAUUACCUUCUUUAAACAAUGAUGAUGUGAUGACUUUGGAAAGUGCCGAUGGGUUAACGAAAACGUUUGAGUAAAUUGGAGGCAUUUUUAUUUAUUUGCUUAUUUUUGUCCACGUGCCAAACGCACACGUAAUCCCAUCGCCAUCAUUCAUGGAUUCAGGGCAUGUUUUAUUAGCAGCAAACGCUGCGGACGCAGGAGGUAGGUGUAGGAAUGCGGCUCAGCGAGAGAGAGAGAGAGGACAGCUUUGGCUCGUCGCCAUGUCCAUCAAGGAGGAGGGGAAAAAAAACCCAAAAAACCAAAACGGCAACAUUCCGCAGGAGUAACCUUUGACCAGUAACUGGGAACAAAAUCAGGAGGUAGAGCAGUGCAAAGUUGGGAUGGAAGGAAAGAAAGAAAGAAGGAAAAAAAAGAAGGAAAGAACAAACGAACUCCCCUAUCCUCACGAUUACUGAACAGGUCCACGUCGGCCCUUGCUAAGGUUGUCAUAAAACCUAAUGAUAUGAAAUCCUGCAGAUCAGAGCGGGAUCAGACUCAUGUAAGUUGCAUGAGCAAAAGCCUAUGGAAGCUUCAAAAGGGGGGGAAAAAAAUGGUUAAUGAUUUUUUCUGGAAGAAAGCCUAAAAAAAAAAAACCCUCCGAGUUACAUUAAUGCCUUCUCUGGCUGCUAAUCAGCUUGAAGUUACAACCUUAACUUUACCUUUUUUAUUAAAAGUUCUAAGAGCUGAAAAUGCUCAGCUUGGACUAACAAGUAAAGGUUGGCUGAGAAGUGCCCUCCUCCUUUUCUAAGAAGGAGGAGAGAGACAGGGGGACUUUUGGGGGGGGGUUGAGUGAACUGGGGCUUAAAAAGGUAUUUGCCUGUUUGCCUCCAGUCAUGGCCGGGAGCUCAGAGAAAAUACCCAUCGCGACAGCGGAACCAGAGGACCAGCAUCAGUUCAUGCCACCGGCCUACUCCGCCGUGGCGGUGAAGCCGGCCUCCGCCGGACGCCUGCUGAAGGCCGGGAUCGCCGUGCUGGUAACCGGAGCCGUUCUGCUGCUGCUGGGAGCCGCCGGCGCCUUCUACUUCUGGAACAACAGCGAGAAACACGUCUACAAUGUCCACUACACCAUGAGCAUCAAUGGGAAGGUGGAGAAGGGCUCCAUGGAGAUCGACUCUGCCAACAACAUGGAGACGUUCAGCACAGGCAGCGGUGCGGACGAGGCGCUUGAGGUCCACGACUUCGAGAUUGGAAUUACAGGCAUCCGGUAUUCGGGGGGAGACAAGUGCUUCAUCAGGACCCAGGUUAAAGCUCAGCUCCCGGAUGUGGAGCCUCUGAACAAGGACCCGACCACAUUUGAACUGGGCGACGAGGUGAUGCCAGCCAAACUCGAGGACGACCUGAUCCUGGUGGCAGCAGGCCCGCCUCUGUCCGACUCCUCCUUCCUCAGCAGCAAGAUCAUGGACCUGUGUGGAGACCUGCCCAUCUUCUGGCUCCGUCCCACACACUCACUGGGCGGCCAGAGGAAGAGCAGAGCCGCUCCUCGCGAGCGCCGGCAGGCAGCUGCUGCGGUGGAGCACGAGGACGGGGGGCCGCAGCUCAACCCGGAGAACCCCUAUCAGCGUGGGCUGGAGGGCGAGCAGGGCGCCAUGGACAUCGACCCCAUGCUGGACCACCAGGGCGUGUGCUGCAGCGAGUGUCGCCGCGGCUACACCCACUGUCAGAGGAUCUGCGAGCCGCUCGGCGGCUACCAGCCCUGGCCGUACCACUACCAAGGCUGCAGGGUGGCCUGCAGAGUUAUCAUGCCCUGCAAAUGGUGGGUGGCGCGCAUCAUGGGGCUGGUGUGAGAAAACCACCGCACUCGCCCGAGAUGUGGCAGAGCCCGGGAGGGAGGGACAGGGUUCAAAGGGAGGUGAGAUGAAGGGAAAAGUUAUUAAAAAAAAAAAAGAAGAGGGAGUGGGGGGAGUUACUUAAUAACAUCUACUGUAGGUAGCUGAGUCUAAGCAGAUUUGUUCAAAAGCAACUUGCAUUAGUAGCUGUGUUUAUGAAUUCUAGAUGCAUAUAAAGCUGAUCUGACACUAAAAGGCAAACGCAGUGGCGGCACAUCCUUUCAUGCUGUUAAAACACACACACACACACUGCAGCUACUAAUCUGGGGUCCUCUGAGCUAGAGCACAACAUGCUACCUAGAAAACAGAGAAGGCGACAUUACUUCAUGUAAACGCAUAGGAAAAGCUUGCAUUAAUAGAGCCAGUGAUUGACAUUGCCUAAAAUUCUGUACAUAAAUAUCUACAAAGACCUCCAGAAGAAGUCGGUGGAUUUACAGGACCGCACAUCUGGAGGUUUCCGAAGUUGAAUAAUAGAAACUUCGAUGCAUUUUAUUGUUAUUUUAGGAUUUUAUGUGAUAACUCGCCAUGAACGUGGUACGUGGGCAGAGUUGGAGGGAAGGGUUAAAUACAGGGCAAUGGUGGAAGAAAACCUGUCUUUGGGCAUUCCGCCCCUUUCUGAGGCCGCCCUGGGUAACUGCCCCUAUGAAACCCUUCCACCAGAAGCCAGAGUUGCAUAAGGAUUUGGUUUAGAAAUGUAAAACAAGCUGAAAUUCAAUCAGUUUUAAUAACAAAUAAUAAAAACAGAUGUCAUAUUUGAUUGGCUGUAACCUUCCAGGUGGCUCUGAUUAGCAAUACAAUAUUAAUAGGCAUCAACCUUUCCUACAUCUUGGUGACCAAAAUGCUAACAAUCAGGAAGAGAAGUCAUUUAUGGCUCUGUCGUAAUCAAAGCAGUCAUCACAGUAACAUUACAAUGUCACCGUUUCUCACUAUUGGUCAGAUUCACAGAUACGCUUUCAUGCUAGAACGCCCAAGAUCCAGAGAUAAAGCAAAUAGAUGCAAAAAUAUGAGAUGUUUGUAGUAUCCCCACAGCAUGAUGCUUCCACCACCACGCCAGGUGAAUUGAAGGUGAUGGAUUGUACUUGUAAUAGGGGGUAUCAGAGUAAAGACACAUCACACUUUUAAGAUUAUUUGUUAAGAAACACGUUUCACUUUACAACCGUGCGCCAUUUUGUUGAAUGAAAACCCAAAUAAAACCCAUUGGAAGAGGCUCCAGGGGGGUGAACACUGUUAACGUUUCAGAUAAAAUUAGCUUCAACUCUUUUCACGAGUUGCCUUUAACAAAUGUAGCUGUACCUCCAUUCCAAACUUUUCAAAGUGCAAUAUCAUGAAAUAAAUUUUUUUUUUUUAAAGUAAA
Xiphophorus couchianus (Monterrey platyfish) is the source of this 3784-nucleotide messenger RNA. Its product is annotated as leukocyte cell-derived chemotaxin 1. Gene Ontology annotation, biological process: negative regulation of angiogenesis; negative regulation of endothelial cell proliferation. Bases 1438 to 2388 code for a protein of 316 amino acids. Lineage: Eukaryota; Metazoa; Chordata; Actinopteri; Cyprinodontiformes; Poeciliidae. The transcript is spliced from 7 exons. The record is from RefSeq and is a predicted model, not a curated record.